CACCCAAAAUCCAAAAUCCCUGCAACGGUUUGCUCAUUGUUGAGAGAGAGAUAAUGAGCGGAACGUGCAGCCUGUCACAGCUAUGGCAGAUUUCUUAUACCAAAUUUGUUUUCAGUCGCUCCAAGUUCUUCAAAGGUCCAUAUAUCAUGCCUGGAACAAAAACCUAUCCAACCUUAUGUUUCUGUAAGAAUAUGCAGACUGCCACAUAUGAAGUUGUGAAUGGGAGCUAUGCACCAAUUGCUAAAACUAUACAAAACAAGUUAAUGGAUAAAGCAUUAGAAAUACAAGAAACUAUGGGGGCAUUUCAGAAGCUACCCAUGGUGAUUCCACCAGUUGAUAUCCUUUACUCGGCACUGAGGAAGGCAAAGAGGGUCUCACCUACUAAAGGCAUUGCCAAUGUAGCAAAGCGUGAGAGAAAUAAAGGUGCAAAGCAGCUUGAUGCGCUGAUGAAGGAAUUGGCUGUGCCUUUAAGGAUGUACAAGGAGAAAUUCCCAAACAGAAGACAUCUGCACCCUUAUGAACGGUCUCUUGUUGAGCUGACUCUUGGAGAUGGAAAUUAUGAAGAGGUUUUGGAAAGGGUUGAUGCUUUGAGGAAGAAGGUCAUUGCUGUUGGAAAGGAACAUGCGUCUCUCUGUGCUAAGUCUACAACAAAGCGAGAAGCAGGGGAACGAUUAAGUGAGGGAAUGGAGAAACUUGAACAGAUUUUUAGUCAAGAAGGAAAAGCUGUUGAUGAUUUAUUGAAUAUUGCCAAGACUUUAAGGGCAAUGCCUGUGGUAGAUUUGGAAACACCGACGCUUUGUCUAGUUGGAGCUCCUAAUGUGGGGAAAUCUUCUUUGGUCCGCAUACUUUCAACAGGGAGGCCUGAAAUCUGCAAUUAUCCAUUUACAACUCGAGGAAUUCUAAUGGGUCAUAUUAAUUUCAGCUACCAGAAUUUUCAGGUGACGGACACACCUGGCUUACUGAGGAGACAUGACGAUGACAGGAAUAAUUUGGAAAAACUAACGCUUGCUGUCCUCUCACAUUUGCCGACUGCUGUAGUUUAUGUUCAUGACCUUUCUGGAGAAUGUGGGACCUCACCUUCUGAUCAGUUUGUCAUAUACAAGGAAAUAAAAGAAAGGUUCAUCAACCAUCUUUGGCUCGAUGUUGUUUCUAAAUGUGAUCUUCUUCAAGAAUCGCCUCUCGUUUACAUCACAGAAGAUAGCAACGCUGAUCAUCCUGAGCUGGCAAGGUACCGGAAAAUGGGACCUGAUGGAGCCAUCCAUGUGUCAGUAAAGAGUGAAGCAGGGCUUCUUGAGCUGAAAGCAAGAGUGCAGGAGCUGCUGGUUGCGCAGUCUGAGAGGAUCAAUAGCCAACAGUGCAACCAGGAGAACUUGGAAGCUCCUUAAUAAUCAGUUGUUCUAUUACUAUGAUAGGAUUUGUUGUCCGAAGGUGGCAAAUUCCCCAUCACUGAUCACUCAAGAACUUUGGCUAAUGAACUGGUUCCUGUGCUCCAUCAUCAUGUCAACACUUAAACUUCUACAUUGCAUAGGGCAUCUCUAAUCUACGGAUUGAUGGCUCGGGUAGGUCCUUCCUGUGCCGCCAUUUCCGUGCCCGAGGCAUGGGUUGGAGUUGCAUGUCAGAAGUUUCUAAUUUGUCAGGCAAUUGUAGUGGUAGGAGUCCUCAGAGGUUGUUUGCCAUUUUAAUGGGGACUUAUUUUAGCAUUGUAUACCCAUUUGUAGUUCUCAAAUUCUUUGUAAGGUAGUUGAAGCUUGGAGUAUAUGUCUGUGACAAUAUAACCAACCCUAUAUAGCUAUAUGCCUAAGAUUAUAGUUAAAAAUAAAAUAAAGUUUGCAA
This is a messenger RNA of Diospyros lotus (date-plum), 1833 nucleotides long. RefSeq lists its product as uncharacterized. NCBI's taxonomy places the organism in Eukaryota, Viridiplantae, Streptophyta, Magnoliopsida, Ericales, Ebenaceae. Gene Ontology annotation, molecular function: GTPase activity; GTP binding; RNA binding. Gene Ontology annotation, cellular component: nucleolus. The record is from RefSeq and is a predicted model, not a curated record. The coding region runs from base 54 to 1385 and encodes 443 amino acids. The transcript is spliced from 14 exons. Gene Ontology annotation, biological process: ribosomal large subunit biogenesis.